Molecule: messenger RNA, 851 nt
Organism: Leptonychotes weddellii (Weddell seal)
Lineage: Eukaryota; Metazoa; Chordata; Mammalia; Carnivora; Phocidae
Gene: RPL21
Product: ribosomal protein L21
Biological process (GO): translation
Cellular component (GO): ribosome
Molecular function (GO): structural constituent of ribosome
Source: RefSeq, a predicted model, not a curated record
GCGUGUGGCUCCCGGAGCCGCGUGUCUCACGAACUCAACUUCUGAACUUGUGACCACAGCGGCAGUGCACUGAGGUCCUUGAGAGACCGUCUAGCUUGUCCUGGGCCCACUGACCUGGGUGGUGGAGUUAUGGUCGUCCCAGACCAGGAGCGGCGUGCGCCGGGCCGGGGGCUGAGAACCAGACGGCAAGGCCGCGGCCCUGCGUGGGGAGAGACUCGAGAAAAGCGAAGCCGAGUCCCUGGGUAAUUUGCCAAAAUGACCAACACAAAGGGAAAGAGGAGAGGUACUCGCUAUAUGUUCUCUAGACCUUUCAGAAAACAUGGAGUUGUUCCUUUGGCCACAUACAUGCGAAUCUAUAAAAAAGGUGAUAUUGUGGACAUCAAGGGAAUGGGCACUGUUCAAAAAGGAAUGCCCCACAAAUGUUACCAUGGCAAAACUGGAAGAGUCUACAAUGUUACUCAGCAUGCUGUUGGCAUUGUUGUAAACAAACAAGUUAAGGGCAAGAUUCUUGCCAAGAGAAUUAAUGUACGCAUUGAGCAUAUUAAACAUUCAAAGAGCCGAGACAGCUUCCUGAAGCGUGUGAAGGAAAAUGACCAGAAAAAGAAGGAAGCCAAAGAGAAAGGUACUUGGGUUCAACUGAAGCGCCAGCCUGCCCCACCCAGAGAAGCACACUUUGUGAGAACUAAUGGAAAGGAGCCCGAACUGCUGGAACCCAUUCCCUAUGAAUUCAUGGCAUGAUAAAUGUAAAGAAAAUAAAAGACCUCAAGACCGUAAAAAUGUUUCUCUCAAUUGAGUAGAAGUGUGGUGUCCUUUCCCCCAAAAAAAUAUUUAAAGCAAACUUUGUGUCCUAA